CCCCUCCCCGCCGCGCGCCGGCGGCGGCGGGGAAAGUCUCUCCAAAAGCGUGAAGGAGGAUUGGAGGAGCUUGAUUUCCCUUUGUGCCCGGGGCUGGGGCCGGAUCGAGGCGGCCGGGCCGGGGGCCGGGGAUUGGGGCUCCCCCCGGAGCGCAGAGGAGCGCAACAAAUGAUGCGCCGCGCCGGGGUCACCGUCCCCGCGGCCCAACUUUGCGCGCGGCGCCCGCGCCCCCGGGGAGCCCGCCCGCUGCGCUGAGAACCCCGGCGCCGGGGCCGAGCCAGGGCUUGGGGGUCCGCAGGCGGCGCUCCCCCCGACCCCCGGACCCCAGGAGGGGACUCCGGGGCUUCCCGGAGGCGGCGGGCGGCCGAGCCGCGCACGGGGACCGCGCUGCCCGCGGAAACUCCGCGCGCGUCCGCGGAUGCCGCUCGCCCUGGCCGGGUCCCGCGGUCCUUCCAGACCCUCCCCGGUCUCCUCUUUUUUCUCCCCUGUUCCCCUGUUCUGAGCCCAGCCAAGGGGCACACCUGAUCUCUCUCCUCUUCCCUGGGGGUUCUGCCGAGGAAAGGGGCAUGUGGGUGCCCCUCUGACAGUGGCCGGGUUUGGGGUGACGCGCGCACGAAUGGCCAAGUGGCUCCGGGACUACCUGAGCUUUGGCGGUCGGAGGCUCCCUCCGCAGCCGCCCACCCCCGACUACACGGAGAGCGACAUCCUCAGGGCCUACCGCGAGCAGAAGAACCUGGAUUUCGAGGACCCCUACGAGGACGCCGACAGCCGCCUGGAGCCGGACCCCGCGGGCGCCGGGGACGCCAAGUACGACUCCCUGAAGCAUCGGCUCAUCAAGGUGGAGGCGGCCGAUAUGGCCAGAGCCAAGGUCUUGCUGGGCGGCCCCGGGGACGAGUCAGAAGGCGACACCGAAUAUUCAGACCCCUUUGAUGCCCAGCCUCAUCCGCCACCCAUGGAUGACGGCUACAUGGAGCCCUACGACGCCCAGCGGGUCGUGAGCGAACUGCCGUGCAGGGGCGUGCAGCUGUACGACACCCCUUACGAGGAGGAAGACCGAGAGCCGGGAGACGGGCCUCCUUCGGGGCGGAGGCCUCGGCAGAGCCGGCUGCCCCAGGAGGAUGAACGGCCGGCUGAUGAGUACGACCAGCCCUGGGAGUGGAAGAAAGACCACAUCUCCAAGGCCUUUGCAGUGCAGUUUGACUGUCCGGAGUGGGAACGGACCUCGGGCUCAGCCAAGGAGCUCCGGAGACCCCCACCACGAAGCCCCCAGCCCUCAGAGCGCGUGGACCCGGCCCUGCCCCUGGAGAAACAGCCGUGGUUUCACGGUCCCCUGAGCCGGGCGGAUGCCGAGAACCUGCUGUCGCUCUGCAGAGAAGGCAGCUACCUCGUGCGGCUCAGCGAGACCAGCCCCCAGGACUGCUCCCUGUCCCUCAGGAGCAGCCAGGGCUUCCUGCAUCUGAAGUUCGCGCGGACCCGGGAGAAGCAGUUCGUGCUGGGUCAGCACAGCGGCCCCUUCGCCAGCGUGUCCGAGCUGGUGCUCCACUACAGCUCUCGCCCGCUGCCCGUGCAGGGCGCCGAGCAUCUGGCCCUGCUGUACCCGGUGGUCACCCAGACGCCCUGACCGGGAGCCUCAGGCCCCUGCCCUGCGCCCUGAGGGCCCAGAAUCACCCGCUGAAAAUGCCAGAGGUCUUUCUAGUCCUGGGGGAGGCCAGAUGGAGAGACUGCCGAGCCCUCCAGGCCCUGGGUCUUCAUCAGAGCCGCCGUCUCGGCCCCCUUCUGGGUUCUAGGGCCCAGAAUUGUGUCUGGAAGCCCUCCGCUGGCCUGGAAAAUAAAUAAGUUAUUGUGUGUUUCCAGUGUCUUUUCUGGGAGGCCGGCCCCAGGGAAGGACGAGGGAGAUGGACCCUUGGAGGGAGAAGGGUGUCCCCAGCUUCUCGUUUUGGGGACAGAGCUGGGGUCGGAGACUGAAUUGCUCACAGGGAGGGACCAAAACUCAGAGAACUGGAGAUGGGCAGGGAGCGAGGUACGGAGGCAGAAGAAAACCCGGAGACAGCGGAGACCGGCAGAUGAAAAA
Diceros bicornis minor is the source of this 2071-nucleotide messenger RNA. RefSeq names its product Src homology 2 domain containing transforming protein D (gene SHD). Lineage: Eukaryota; Metazoa; Chordata; Mammalia; Perissodactyla; Rhinocerotidae. The record is from RefSeq and is a predicted model, not a curated record. The transcript has 6 exons. Bases 617 to 1621 code for a protein of 334 amino acids. Gene Ontology annotation, molecular function: phosphotyrosine residue binding.